Molecule: messenger RNA, 565 nt
Organism: Schistocerca piceifrons (Central American locust)
Lineage: Eukaryota; Metazoa; Arthropoda; Insecta; Orthoptera; Acrididae
Product: endocuticle structural protein SgAbd-6-like
Exons: 3
Coding region: 60-362 (100 amino acids)
Cellular component (GO): chitin-based extracellular matrix
Molecular function (GO): structural constituent of chitin-based larval cuticle
Source: RefSeq, a predicted model, not a curated record
GCAGAUUUCUGGGUUUCACAUCUGUCUCUUAGCGGCAGUGCAGGUCGUGGCUUACCGUUAUGAAGCUGGUUUUGGUGCUGUGUGCCCUCGUGUCUGCUGCUGCUGCUCAAGGUCGAAAACCGUCGGAAGCGGUUAUCCUGGAGAUGAGCCACGAAAACGACGGAAUGGGUCAAUACAGCUACGGUUUCAAGACUAGUGACGGGUUGGUGCGCCAAGAGGAGUCAGUCCUGAAAAAUCCAGGUACCAAAGACGAGGCGAUCCAGAUGCGCGGAAUCAUCACGUGGAAGGACGAAAACGGCAGAGAGUACAAAAUCUCCUACGUAGCGGACGAGAACGGCUUCCAUCCAGAGUAUAACCUAUGAUUUAUCGUGGACCGCAUGUGGAGUGACAAAACAAAUAGAGGCGGUGCCCUCAGUUCUCUUGCUGUAUACUGUCAUGCAGUCAGUUUCUUUUUUCUUGUGACGAGUUACCUUAUAGUAACCACAUUACAUUAUGUACUUAAAGGUUACUGCCAACUUUGUAGCUAUUUAUCUACUGAUCGUAUAUGUUAGAGCAUAGUAAAAUU